Messenger RNA from Effrenium voratum, 1192 nucleotides. Lineage: Eukaryota; Dinophyceae; Suessiales; Symbiodiniaceae. The record is from the annotation of a GenBank genome assembly.
GUCGGCUUCCACGAAGGCUUGCAGGCUGAGGCCUCGCUGCGAGAUGAAGCCUCUUGAGCGGGCGCUUGAGCGACUGCGCCGGGCCCUGCAGAGGGCUCCAAGGGAGCUGCGGCAGCGCGGCUUGCUGCUGCUGAAACCAAAGGUGCAGGCAUGCCUGCUUGGAUUCAUGGAAGGACCCAAGCCGACUGAGCGGUUGCCGUGUGCAGAGCUUACGGCCGGCGCUUGCCCGCGGACCCGGAGCUUUGCCUCGCUCACUUGUAUGGGCCGCUUAUACCGAGCGCAGGUCUUCCUGCUGAGCAUGCGGAUCCUGACGGUGGCAGUGCCGUCCAGGGCACAGGCGAUGAAGUUUCAGCAGGUCCUGCGCUUGGCACGGGAGGCGCUCAGUGAUGCGACGGGCGUGGACGCGGAGCUCGUGACACAGGCCUUGAGACAUGCCUGCCAGAGCGAGGGCUUGGCGCUGAAGGAUUUGGGCCUUGCCUUCCGGGCAGAGGUCAGAGGCCGGCCCUACGUGAAGAGGGACAUUUGGGGCCGCUACAGCCUCGACUUGGAUCGGGCUUUGCGGGAGCGGCAGCAGCUGCUGGAUGCCAAGGCAUCUGGCUGGCCUGCCCUCCGGGAUGCCUGGAUCUUUGUGCUGCGGGGCGACCAAGUCUCCGAGUCUUCUCUGCUUAGAGCCAACAUUUUCCUGAGGCAGGAGCCGGUGCUGGUGCGCCGCGGAGCUCCCAAGGGCUGGGCGAGACAUCGGGGCCACAGCGCCGUGGAGGCGCGGAAUGUUCCGAGAGCAGAAAGGUUGAAGGGCGCCCCCAAAAAGCAGGCGGAGGCCAUCGUGGACGCCCGGCAGCCCGGGUCGCUUCCGAAAGCGCUGCGCCAACUGUCCGGACAUGAGGCAGCCUGGGCCACGCACGGGAAGCCGGAGGCCCUGCCCGAAGAACCCUCCCUUGGCCAUCGCAAGGCGGCCAGGCCUCGUCCAGUUGGGGAUGGCCGCGCCCCCAAGAUGAGAAGGCGCGAGGUCAGGAUCAACAUUAGACGCCAAUCCAACUCCCCCCUCGUCUGCGAGUCAGCGGGGCCCUUCCGAGUCCAUGCCCCGCGCAUUGCGCGGGCGGCUCGGCUGGUGGAGCGCCGGCUCGAAGAGCAGGAGCGCUGGGCGGACCGGGGAGCGCUACGCCUGGCGUGCUGCCUGGGGCCCGUGCAGUAA